Caenorhabditis remanei is the source of this 2328-nucleotide messenger RNA. RefSeq lists its product as uncharacterized. The transcript has 7 exons. Gene Ontology annotation, biological process: innate immune response. The record is from RefSeq and is a predicted model, not a curated record. NCBI's taxonomy places the organism in Eukaryota, Metazoa, Nematoda, Chromadorea, Rhabditida, Rhabditidae. The coding region runs from base 1 to 2328 and encodes 775 amino acids.
AUGAAGUUCCGUUUCAUUUUAUUAUCCUUUGUCGCUACAGUAUACGCCGAGCCUUACGACCCUCAAUCCUAUGUGGACCGCCCAUGUGGUACCGAUCUCUCCAAUCUUUGGUUAGAUGUCAUAGCAGUUGUGGAUAACUCUCAAGGAAUGAACACCGACAGAUUGAAAGAUGUGGCUGCCAACAUUUUGAGCGUCUUCAGUUCCGGAACUCGUAUUGGUUCAGACCCUGUGGAGCCACGAACCACUCGUCUUGGAUUAGUUACUUACAACAACAUCGCCACUCUGAAUGCAGAUCUCAACCAAUACCAAUCUUAUAUUGACGCAUAUAACGGAAUUUUGGAUGCUCUUUCAACUGCUGUGGAGACUUCUGAAUCAUACGUAGCCACUGGACUCAUUUUGGCGGAGAAAAUGUUUAAGGAGCAGAGUGUCAACACUACUCGUGGCCACUAUAAAAGAGUAGUGAUCGUCUAUGCUUCGGAAUACAAGGGAGACGGAGAGUUGGACCCAUUACCUGUGGCGAAUCGAUUGAAAGGAUCUGAUGUCAAUAUAAUCACAGUUGCUUAUCAACAACCAGGAAGUGUGGGACUUCAAAAAGAUCUCACCCAGAUUGCAAGUCCUGGAUUCUCCUUUUCUGAUGAUGAUAGUGAACUCGGAAUUCUCAAUGGAAAAAUUCAAUCAGCACUGUUGCAAUCCAACUGUUUCUGCCCGAACGACUGGAUCCAAUACCGCGAAUCAUACUCUGAUCCCGCCUCCUCCCGCUACGGCGUGUGUAUUCAAGCCGUCACUAUUCCAGCUAACUGGCUUAGUGCAAAAUUGAGAUGCAGUAACCAAUGGAACAAUUCCAGUCUAGCGACGGAAUUCAGCCAAGACAAACAUGAUUUCAUUCUGGAAGCUGUAAAAGAUACCCCAGGAUUCGCACCGCCCUAUCGGUAUCAUAUCGGAUUGAAUUAUGUCUCUGGAUCCUGGGUAUGGACUCAACCAACGGGACGCCAACAGGUUCCACUUCAACAACCCCUCAUGUGGCUUUCCGGAUAUCCUCAGAUGGCGACUUCUCAGUCUGCGGUGAUGAACAUACAGAGUGGGCAUGGAACCGGAUGGCAGAACAUCGCUACAAUGAUGCUCAGUGCCAAUUCUAUUUGUGAAACCUAUUCGUGUGAUACCGAUAACUAUUGUAAUGCUUACAAUGCCGACACUUACUCCCCCUACUCGCCUCUAUCCUAUGUGGACCGCCCAUGUGGUACGGAUCUCUCGAAUCUUUGGUUAGACGUCGUAUUGGUUGUGGAUAACUCUCAUGGAAUGACAAAUGAGGGAUUGGCUAAUGUGUCAUCUAGUAUCCUGUCCAUAUUUGGUAACGGUACCCGUAUAGGUACAAACUUAACGGAGCACCGCACCACACGUGUCGGUCUUAUUACUUAUAACGCUGAAGCAACACAAAUCGCGGAUUUGAACGAGUUGCAAUCGUUUUUUAAUCUGACAAAUCAUGUGAACUCUAGCCUCGCGGAAGUUUCGAAUUCUACGUGGUCUUUCGAGAAAGUUGGUCUGAAAGCUGCGUACGACCUCCUGCAGAAUCAGAGCUUUCCUCCGAACUCAAGAAGUCACUAUCAAAAGGUGGUGAUUCUAUUUGCGUCGGAUUCUCAAGCUCAAAAUAGCGAGGAACUCGAUCCAUAUCCAAUGGAUUAUCAGUUGAAAGAAGCUGGUGUCAAGAUUGUGACAGUUGGCUAUGGAAAUGAGACACUUUUGGAGCGGCUGAGCAAUAUUUCAAGUCCUGAGUACGCUUUUGAUGGAUACGAUAAAGAUGUCACAGCGAAGGUUCAAGCGGCAUUGUUGAAAAUCAACUGCUUCUGUCCACCUACCUGGACCCAGUACACCUCCUCCUACGCCAACUCUUCCUCCUACCACUACGGACUCUGCAUCCAACUGAUGCCCACAUUAACUCCCUGGCGUACCGCCCAACUCAACUGCUCAUCAUAUGGAAACCAUUCCAACCUAGCUACAGAAUACAACAAGGCUAAACAUGAUUUCUUGCUGGAAGCUGUGAAAAACACUCCAGAAUUCUCACCUCCUUAUCAGUAUCAUAUCGGAUUGAACCUUGUCAAUGGAACAUGGACUUGGGAUCAACCUAGAAAUGGCAGUUUACCACUUUUAUCAUGGAGCAACUGGAUUCUAGGAUUUCAAGGGGAUGCCGAGGCGAGAGGGGUGAUAAAUAUCGAGAGCGAGAAUUUAGAGGAGGGAACUACUGGAUGGCUGAAUAUUAAUGAUAUGAAGAUUAAAGCGGGAUAUAUUUGUGAGAGUUAUGCAUGUGAUACGGAUAAUUAUUGUGAUGGUUAA